This is a messenger RNA of Oncorhynchus keta (chum salmon), 569 nucleotides long. Its product is annotated as NBAS subunit of NRZ tethering complex-like. The record is from RefSeq and is a predicted model, not a curated record. Lineage: Eukaryota; Metazoa; Chordata; Actinopteri; Salmoniformes; Salmonidae. The annotation marks the transcript as partial. The transcript is spliced from 4 exons.
GACCCACAGGUUUUAAAGAGACCCCCCCAGACAGAGCAGGACUACCUUCACGCCUAUGACACCUGCGCAAAAUACUUCGACAGACUGCUUCCUGCUGAUGCUGUCCACUUCCUGGAUGACAUAACAUUCUCUCCACCAGCUGUCAAUCAGCUCAGUGUGAGUGUGCGGGUGGAGGUGAUGAAGAGGGGGAUGAAGGCUCUGCGGCAGCUCAGAGAGAAGAGUAGAAAAAGGGGUGUGGACGACGUGGAGUCAGACAGAAGCGACACCUCCAGCUUUGACCACGCCCUCUCCCACCUGCAGCAGUCCUUGGCUCACCUGGACACGCUAGGCCACUCCUUCAUCAUGUCACUCAAAGAUAGCAACCAGGAACGGUUGCAGAGCUACAGUCGUACCUAUGAUCUCUCCCGCUCUGAACGGUCCAAAGUCCAGGCCCUGGCUGUCACCAUGGCGACAGACGGACAGCCACUGGGGCAAAUCGGAGAGCUGCUGGGCAUCGCUGUGGGCAACCUGGACCUGUCAAUCAAAACCGUUCUGCAGGUGGCCGUGGAGAAUGUAGUCUCUGCCCUCAG